AUGAAACGAUUGUCUUCUGCAUCUACGACAGCCGGGAUUUCGGCCAAGAAAUCCAAGAAGGAUAAGGUGCUGAGAUUGUUUUGCAUUUUUUGUUUAUUUUAUUUCUUCGUGUCUUUGUCGAGUUUGUCUUUUUAUUUGUAAGCCUCAAACUUGGGAAUGAACAUGAGCAAAUAACCAGCUAACCUCUCUCUUGGUGUUAUUAGAAGUCUCUUCUUUUACUGAUGAAAUUUCUUAAAUCGGUAAAAGAGGCAUCGUCUGUGUAGGAGAUGGUGUUGAUGUCCACUGUCGUUCCUUUAGGACGGUGGAUGUCGAGACUUCGAAAUUUAUCUUUGUUUUACGUAGGCUUUUAUUUUCAGAGCUUCACUCAUGUCGACUUUGAAUUCAUUGAGAAAUCACGCGAGUUUGAUGAGAUAUUCGCUGGUCUCAAUUACACACUUCAAAAAGCAUCAACGUCAAAGACAUCCGAACAUGUAGCCAAGAAGUUUGACAAGUUUACCAACGAGUUUGAGUCUCUUCAGAGCAAGAUUAAUAAAAUGGAGAAGGAGAAUAGUAUAAUGUUCUCAAUUGUGGAUAGAGUAUUGGAAGAUGGAGAUGUUUCUGGUGAGGAUGUAAUGCUGAUCAAGGUAAGGUUAGACUUCUGUUUAUAUUGCCUCUUUAGAGCGAGUAUUGCAACUAUUGUAAUCUUACACUGGCCAAUAAGAGAUACUUCUAUGCCCAUAUGGUUGAAAGGCACACUCUUCACCUACAUCGUUAUAUCGCUUGCGUGUUGUGCAACGCAAGGUGUACGGAUAUGGAUGCGUUGGAUAGGCACGUCAAGACUCAUUCUGCUGAUUCGAUAUGCAAACUGUGUAACGAGGAGAAGCCAGACAUGUCGGAUCAUAUUUUCAAUGCGCAUGGAUACGACGGUGUUGGCUAUCUUCAAUUAGGAUGUGAUUUCUGCUCUUACAGAACCAACAGUUGCACGUCUUUACAAUUACACUGCUUCUUAUGUUCUAAUAAUCCAACCAAUUCGAACUAUACACCGACUGAAGAGGGUAGGUGGUAUGUAUUAUGUUAUACGAAAAGUUAUAGGAAGUGACUAAGUUAUUGCUUUUGCAGGAAGGGUGUGCAAUUUGUGUCACCAGGUGUUUACCACGAAUCUCCAGAUGUUGCGGCAUAAGGAAUCAAAGCAUCAGCAUGGUCAUGACGACGGGGGAAACCUCAGGAACUUUGUUUGUGAAGAAUGCGGACAGAGCUUCUUCAGCAUCCGAUCUCUUGGAGGACAUAAGCGAAAACAUUCAAGGAAAAAAGGAGCCCUCGAGGGAAUGGUGAUACCAGCAUCCGUCAACAUUGGAUUGAUGCUAGAACCAAAGAUACGGCUUUCGGACAGAAUGGUGAAUGAUUGCAGAAAAUUUGAAAAGCAUGAAUUAGAAGACAUGCCAGAUCUUUAA
Molecule: messenger RNA, 1430 nt
Organism: Bursaphelenchus xylophilus (pine wood nematode)
Lineage: Eukaryota; Metazoa; Nematoda; Chromadorea; Rhabditida; Aphelenchoididae
Source: the annotation of a GenBank genome assembly